AUGGAUGAAUAUAUUCAAGACACUCUCAAGACAUGUGAGAAAAGCCCCAUUCAAGGUGAGAAGAUCACUUGUGCAACUUCUGCAGAAGAUCUUAUCGAUUUCGUUGUUGAGGAAUUAGGGCACUAUGUACGCGUAUGGAGUGCCGAAAGCGUCGAAGGAUCUUAUGAGAAUGUCACAAUUGGAGUUGUGAAACUCAUUUAUGGAAAUCUUUCUGAAUCACCAGCCUUAUGUCAUAGCCAACCAUUCCCAUUUCAAGUAUAUUAUUGCCAUGUUUUACAGAAAGUAAAAGUAUAUGCACUUGUUAUACAUGCUCAGAAGAAAGUGAAUCAUGUGAUCAUGGCAUGUCACUAUGACACAUCUACUUGGAAUUCAAAUCAUCUUGCUUUUAAGUUGCUAGGUUUUGGUCCAGGCCAAAUUGAAGUUUGUCAUUGGAUAAAUAAGAAUGGAAUUGUCUGA
This is a messenger RNA of Telopea speciosissima, 456 nucleotides long. Its product is annotated as BURP domain-containing protein 16-like. The transcript has a single exon. Lineage: Eukaryota; Viridiplantae; Streptophyta; Magnoliopsida; Proteales; Proteaceae. The coding region runs from base 1 to 456 and encodes 151 amino acids. The record is from RefSeq and is a predicted model, not a curated record.